CAAGAAGAACAAAACCCUAAUUUUGAUUCUUCUCGAUUGGUUUAUCUUUUAUGAAACCUCCGUGGCUGGUCUCAAUUUCUCCGCUCAGAGUUUGUCUGGUGAGGUUGGAUCAUGGAUGUGACAGAGCUUGAGGAGAAUCUAUUCGCGGCUAGCGAUGCUAAGUUACAUGGAGAUAUGUGCAAGGAACUAUCUGGAGUUCUAUGCAAGGUACUCUCAAUCUUCCCGUCAUUGGAAGGAGCUAGACCGCGUAGUAAAUCAGGGAUUCAGGCCUUGUGCUCUUUACAUAUUGCACUUGAGAAGGCAAAGAAUAUUCUUCAGCACUGUUCUGAAUGUAGUAAACUUUACUUGGCCAUAACGGGGGAUGCGGUUCUUUUAAAGUUUGAGAAAGCGAAAAUUGCUCUCAUCGACGGUCUUAAACGUGUAGAAGACAUUGUUCCUAGUUCAAUUGGGUCACAGAUUUUGGAAAUUGUUGGUGAACUAGAGAACACCAGGUUCAUGCUUGAUCCAUCGGAGAAGGAAGUCGGUGAUCAGAUCAUUGCAUUGCUCCAACAAGGGAAAAAAUUUGACAACUGUAAUGACAACACCGAGCUUGAAAUUUUCCACCGUGCAGCUACUAGACUCAGUAUCACUUCUUCUAGAGUGGCUCUGGCGGAACGAAGGGCUCUAAAGAAACUCAUUGACAGGGCACGCGCUGAAGAAGACAAGCGUAAGGAAUCAAUUGUGGCUUAUCUUCUGCAUCUUAUGAGAAAAUGCUCCAAGCUAUUCAGAAGUGAGAUUUUGGAUGAGAAUGACUCUCAGGGGUCAUAUCCAUGUUCUCCUACCGUUCAGGGUUUUAAUGAAGAUCGUGGGAGUGGUCAUGGGUUUGGCCGUCAGCUAUCGAGGUUUGGUUCUUUAAACGACAAGCCCAUGAACAGCAUAAAUUCAGGACAGAUGCCCGUUCCACCUGAAGAAUUGAGAUGCCCCAUAUCUUUGCAACUUAUGUGUGAUCCUGUCAUUAUUGCUUCAGGGCAGACUUAUGAACGGGUCUGUAUUGAGAAAUGGUUUAGUGAUGGGCACAAUACUUGCCCAAAGACUCAACAACAGCUCCCACAUCUCUCCUUGACUCCCAAUAACUGUGUUAAAGGUCUUAUUGCGAGCUGGUGUGAACAGAAUGGAACUCAAAUCCCUAGUGGGCCGCCAGAAUCUCAAGACCUCGACUACUGGAGACUAGCUCUCUCUGACUCCGAGUCCACCAAAUCACAGUCAGUCAACAGUAUAGGGUCGUGUAAAUUGAAGGGCAUCAAAAUUGUUCCGUUGGAGGAGAAUGGUACUACUGUUGUCGAGCGACAAAACACAGAAGAAAGUUUUGUGUCUGAUGAUGAUGAUGAUGAGGAUUCUGAUAUACAUGUACUUGAGAGGUAUCAAGAUUUAUUGACUAUCUUAAAUGAAGAGGAGGAUUUAGAGAAAAAAGGCAAGGUUGUAGAAAAGAUCAGGCUAUUGCUGAAGGAUGAUGAAGAGGCCAGGAUCUUCAUGGGAGCCAACGGGUUUGUCGAAGCCUUGUUGCGGUUCUUAGGAUCAGCUGUGGAUGAGAACAAUGCGUCAGCUCAGGAUAGUGGAGCUAUGGCUCUGUUCAAUUUAGCCGUCAACAACAACAGGAACAAAGAGUUGAUGUUAACUUUUGGGGUGAUUCCGCUGCUCGAGAAAAUGAUUUCUUCUUCUGAGUCCCAAGGUUCAGCAACCGCGCUUUAUCUUAAUCUUUCCUGUCUCGAUGAAGCAAAGUCCGUGAUAGGUUCAAGCCAAGCAGUACCUUUCCUUGUCCAACUUCUUCAGAGGGAAAUCGAAACCCAAUGCAAGCUCGAUGCUCUUCACGCCCUCUACAACCUUUCCACAUAUUCCCCCAAUAUCCCUGCUCUCCUUUCAACUAACAUCAUCAAGAGCCUCCAAGGCCUUCUCACAUCAACAGGUGAAAAUUUGUGGACAGAGAAGUCAUUAGCCGUAUUGCUAAAUCUAGCUUCGAGCCAGGAGGGAAAAGAUGAAGCGGUAUCAUCACAGGGCAUGAUCAGCAGUUUAGCAACGGUGCUAGACAUGGGUGACACGACAGAGCAGGAGCAAGCUGUUUCAUGCCUUUUGAUUCUAUGCAAUGGAAGAGAGUCUUGCAUCCAAAUGGUGCUACAAGAAGGUGUGAUACCAUCAUUAGUGUCAAUCUCAGUGAACGGGACACCGCGAGGCAGAGAGAAGUCUCAGAAGCUUCUAAUGCUGUUUAGGGAACAACGGCAGCAACGGGAUCAGCCAUCUCCAAACAGAGAUAAGCCCCCACAAAAGGAACCUCCCAGAAAAUCUCUCUCAGCACCGAUGUCUGUCCAUGGAUCAAAUCCAGCUUCAGCUCCAGUUCCAGACUAUGAACCAAGAUUCUUGUCGAAAUCAAUGUCGAGAAGAAAGUCGUUGGCAAGACCAUUCAGCUUCUUCUGGAAGAAAAGCUACUCGGUUCGCGAGUGAGAAAGAAGAAAUAUCACAUGUACACAACCUUUGUAUGUAAAGCUUUGUUUUUCUUUCUUUGUUACAAGUUACAAAAGUCAUCUCAUAGAGGAUAUGUACAGGUCUCUUUGUGAUUAGUGAUUACACUCGAUUUUUGCUGUUCUUUUGGUUAGCCAAAAAAGAUGUAUAUCAAGG
Molecule: messenger RNA, 2649 nt
Organism: Arabidopsis arenosa
Lineage: Eukaryota; Viridiplantae; Streptophyta; Magnoliopsida; Brassicales; Brassicaceae
Source: the annotation of a GenBank genome assembly